AUGCCGUUGCCAAACCACUUGACCCGCUGGCAAUGGACCGGCCUCGCCAGCUUUCUUGCAAUUGCGAUCCUCACGGUGCUCCAGUAUCGACCAUCGCACAUGGACUCAAAGUCGGUCUCAGGAUUCAUCCACAAUGGGAGUCCUGUGACCGGCCAGCAUCCGGGUGCUGCCUCGACAAAUGAUGUACCUGGUGUCACAUCCAAAUUGCACCUCCUGAUGCCCGCGAGCGGGAAACAUUUUCGACUGUGUCGUGCGCUCGCCUCGGCGACAAUUCUGGGUUAUCCGGUCCCCGUGAUGAACGGCUGGAUGAAGGAGGGCGAAUUGGAUGCUUCGAAGACUCAUCUAGCAAAAGUCCGCACAGUCAUGCAAUACCUGGACAGUCUUCCACCCUCGUCUGACGAAGACCUUGUUCUCAUGGUGGACGGCUACGAUAUCGUUUUCCAGAUCCCACCAGAUGUCCUCAUCGACCGAUAUUUUGCUACGGUUCGCACGGCGUCGGCAAAGCUAGCAGCGCGUUUUGGAGUGCAUUCCGUCGACUCGCUCGUGGGACCCAACAGUCCGCGUCAAACUAUUCUUUUUGGCCCAGAAAAAAUCUGCUACCCGGUUCAAUGGGGCCGCGUCGGGUGCUGGGCGAUUCCCGAGGACAUCGAUAUUCCUCCUGGCGCAUUUGGACCGGAUGAUGGGCAGAUGAGCCACAAUCUUCCUCGCUGGCUCAAUUCAGGGACUAUCAUGGGCCCGGCAAAGGAUAUGCGCAAGUUAUUCGCGGCCACAUUGGAUCGAAUCGCUGAAACCUACGACCCCAACCAUCAGUUCAGCGAUUCUGAUCAAAUGUACAUGAGCGAUAUUUGGGGAGUGCAAGAAUUCGGCCGCUCGAUAGAGGCGCGCCGUCUAUAUUUUCAUGGAGACGUGGAUCCAAAUGAUGUUGUCCCAACCGGUGGAGAAACAAAAACCGUCCCGACGCUGUCCCCGGGUCAACAGACAGAGUAUCAUAUCGGCAUUGAUUAUCGAUCAGCACUUUUCCAAACACGUGUCGGAUCCGAUCAUGCACUUGCAUUUCUCGCUUACAAUGAAACUAACGAGACUGGCGACACAACCUACGCUACCGUCUUUCAAAACAUUAGCGAGUAUACCCAUUUUAAGCCCUAUAAGAUUGAAUUACCGUCCAAUCUUGCCUCCUCGAUUACUCGGGUUCUUCAGUCGAUCAAAGGCGUCAUAACCGCAAUUCCCCAUGUCACCGAACUGAGGUUGGACACCAAUGUUGUGACUAAGAAUGUCUACGGUCUCUUUCAUUGUACGGGUGAUAAAGAUUACAUCGAUGACUUGUGGGCCAAGUUAUGGUACUACCCAUAUGCUCGACCACUUUUCGAAGCGGCAAUUCCAUCGCUGAAGGCGGGCCGAUCUUUGGGGAUUGAAGAUGGACGUGCCUGGCUUCCCGCCCAUACUCUCCCCUCGAAUUCUUCAGAAGCCCAGGGAAUCAAUGCUACUGGAGCUUGGACAGGUGCUGACGGCGAGUGGGUCGCAUGGCAAGAUAUUUGUGGAGACUUUGAGGAUGAAGUCUUCGGAAACCAAUAA
Molecule: messenger RNA, 1572 nt
Organism: Penicillium macrosclerotiorum
Lineage: Eukaryota; Fungi; Ascomycota; Eurotiomycetes; Eurotiales; Aspergillaceae
Product: glycosyltransferase domain-containing protein
Exons: 1
Coding region: 1-1572 (523 amino acids)
Source: RefSeq, a predicted model, not a curated record